AUGCUACUCUUCACUGAUUUGAUGGUACGAGACAACAUUUUGAUACAAAUUACUGUUGAUCAUAAAAACCGAGUCCCGCCUGCCAAGACAACUUCUGAUAAGUCGCCUGUAGUGGGGUUUCUAGGAGCAGCUAAGUCAGAUAACACUAUAGCUAUCGCCAACCUGUGCAACGUUUUAAAGAUUCCUCAGAUAUCGUACGCGUCCACUUCUCUGGAUCUGGACGACUCAGAAGCCUACCCUUACUUCCUGAGAACAGUUCCAUCUGACCAGCUACAAGCUGAAGCAAUCGUGGAAAUCAUCAGACAAAGCCACCUCACCCACGCCUCCAUGAUCACCACCAAACAAAAGGAGUUCUGUAUCGCAUUCCAAUACAAGCUGCAGCAAGACUGGGCCGCAGACAUAGCCGACAAGGUUUUGGGGCAAAUAAACGAAACGGAGCUAUCAGUCAUCGUGCUAUUUUCCGAUAUAGAACGAACUAAAGAAUUCUUCGGAGCAUUAAAAGACCAGCUAGCUAAGCUAGAAGUUACCGAGCGAGACAGACUAAGAGAGAAAGUACUGAAAGUCACGUACAUAGGAUCAGACUCUUGGUCUUCCGAUCAGGAAACCUUCACUUUGUAUCACAGGGAUGUGUUCAGGAGGUUCAUAGGUGUGGGCGUCUACACAAAGGAUAUUAAAGGGUUCAAAGAACACUUACAGACCUUAAACUCAACUAAUUAUAACACUAUGUACGAUAAUAUGAAGGAGAAUUUUUUUCUGAAGUGGUACGAAGAAUACCGUGAAAGCACUGGUAAGGAUUGGCAGGAUACGAUAGGAGACUCAAAACUAGACGAUCAUUCGUCCACUACAGCAGAUGCAGUCCACGCGUUUGGUCAGGGACUGCUCGAGUACAUCAAUGCAAGCAAGAUCAACAGCUCGUUUGACACUGUUACUUCUGAUCUGUUUGAUGUACUAAAAGAGUUGAGCUUUCACGAUCUCACCGGAAAUAAAGAGUCAACUACCCUCCAUUUCUCACACCAGUCCGGGUGGUCAAGGCGCAAAUCAACCUCACCCUGCUGUCACGAAUGUGUGGACUGCGCUGCACACGAGCACAGCAACGGUACCACUACCAUGUGCUACGAUUGCGCGGACACGUACACCCAUAACGAGGAUCACACUGGUUGUGUAGCCGUCACACCCGACUUCAUCUCCUUCACCUCCUCGUUUGCUGUUAUCCUCUACAUCCUGAUUGCUGGGGGGCUGGUGGCCGUGGCGGGGAUUGUGGUUAUCUUUGUGCGGUUCCUGUGUUGGGUGUCCUGUUUGUUUCUCUGUGUCUCCUGUCUCACUAAAACUGUUAUCAUCAAACUAAGGGCGUUGCAGAUUACUAAAUUCUAUAUCAUCCAACUGUUGAUUCUAGUGGUAGCGCUACUGACUCAGGUGUUUAUUAUGGGACUUGUCUUGUUCUUCAAACCAAUGAAAUACCAAAAGAAGGAGAUCUUACGAGGAAAGGUGUUCGGGGAAUGUCACUUUCAAGACGACACACCUCGCAUGGACAUCCUUUUGUACAUUUCCUGUUUCGUCAUCUUUGUGGGCUCACUCGUCCUAUCAUUCCUCGGCAGAAACAUAAACGAGAACUACAAUGAAGGAAAAUUCUUAGCCUUCCAGGUGAUAGCAAUGCACAUAGUGAUCGUAGCGUUCAUUCCCACAAUAAUGCUUCUAGAGGGACCUGUUCUGAGUGGCGCGUGGGCAGUAGCUAUCGUUAUUAUGUGUUUCAUAGUCCUGAUCGUUCUCUUCACUCCAAAACUUUACAUCGUUAUCUACAGACCUUACAAAAAUCAGUUUAUUGAGGAAUUAAUGCCGGAGAUUCCGAGAACAAACGGUGUAAUCAGCGAGGAAAAUUCUGUAGAUUUGUGACAAUCUUAAAUUAGAGCUUAAUAUUAUUGUGUUUGUUGAUUGGGGCAUGCAUCACGAUUCCGAUAGAACAUUUU
Messenger RNA from Bolinopsis microptera, 1964 nucleotides. RefSeq names its product extracellular calcium-sensing receptor-like. Gene Ontology annotation, cellular component: membrane. Gene Ontology annotation, molecular function: G protein-coupled receptor activity. Gene Ontology annotation, biological process: G protein-coupled receptor signaling pathway. The transcript has 7 exons. NCBI's taxonomy places the organism in Eukaryota, Metazoa, Ctenophora, Tentaculata, Lobata, Bolinopsidae. The record is from RefSeq and is a predicted model, not a curated record. Bases 1 to 1890 code for a protein of 629 amino acids.